This is a messenger RNA of Acanthopagrus latus (yellowfin seabream), 5436 nucleotides long. RefSeq names its product transcriptional repressor scratch 1-like. Gene Ontology annotation, molecular function: RNA polymerase II cis-regulatory region sequence-specific DNA binding; DNA-binding transcription factor activity, RNA polymerase II-specific. The coding region runs from base 871 to 1713 and encodes 280 amino acids. The record is from RefSeq and is a predicted model, not a curated record. The transcript has 2 exons. Lineage: Eukaryota; Metazoa; Chordata; Actinopteri; Spariformes; Sparidae. Gene Ontology annotation, biological process: regulation of DNA-templated transcription.
CACACUCACGGGAACAGCUCGCGGAAGCUGCAGAAAGAGAGACCGAGGGGGAGAGCGAGAGAAGAGCGAGGGACAGAGAGAGAGAGAGAGAGAGAGAGAGAGAGAGAGAGAGAGAGAGAGAGAGAGAGAGAGAGAGAGAGAGAGAGAGAGAGAGAGAAGGAGGGGAUGCUGUUGAUCCUUCCGGCCGCAGGCGGGAGUCUUACAGUGAUUUCUUUUUUAUAACCGACCCGAGUAAGUCGUCAUCACCGGGAAUUAAGGACUAUUUCUGCGGCAGAGGGGAGGACGAGGUGUCCGACGCUUCUUCUUCCAAAAGCUUCCAAAAAUCCGUUUUUUUUGUUCCCUUCUUAUUUUCUUCGCAUCCCUCCUCUUCCUCUUCCUCCUCCUCCUCCUCUAUCUCUUCCUCCUCUUCUUUUAAAGAGGCCCGUGAGCCGCGGCGCGCUGCAGGGUGCCCUCCACCUCCUCUUCCUCCUCCUCUGGGUCUUUCGGACAGAGACCCCGAGGCUGCCCCCGCGGAGGGAGCUGUCCGGUGCUGAAGUUGCAUUUCUCGCCUUUUUUCUUCUUCUUCCUUCUUUUUCCCCCUCUUUUUUUGUUUGCACGAGGACUAAAGCGGUCAGAGAAAUAACCAAUAAGUCAACUAUUUCACCGGAUCGAUUCCCAGCAGCUCGCGCUCUCUUCCCUCCUUCCUUCCUUCCUUCCAUCCUUUCCUCCAACACCUUAUAGACAAUCUUCCUCCUGCUUCGCCCGGACGAGUCACCACGCUGGCCAGGCCGUCGGCGCUCGGCUGUGUUUGUGAGUGUGUGUCGUUGUGUUUGUGACAGUGUGUGUGUGUGUGUGUGUGUGUGUGUGUGUGUGUGUCUGUGUCGCACCACCAUGCCGAGGUCUUUCUUGGUAAAAAAGGUGAAAUUGGAUGAUUUCACCGCCGGGGCGGACCUGGAGACCGCCUACCGGCACAGGACGGACCUCAGCCUGCGGCUCCAUGACAAAGCUGGUUACAUCAGUGACUACAUCAGCCCUGUUGUGUACGACGCCGAGAGUGACAGCGGGAUCAAGGUGCCCUCCCCUGACCCCCUCUACGAUGGCAUCCACAGUGACUACGGGGCACCUGACUCGGAGUCCCCCGACAGCCCUGGCUCAGAAAUCACCGAUGGCUACAUCAACGGAGAUGCGGCGGUGAGCGAGGGCUACACAGUCGAUGCCUUCUUCAUCACGGACGGCCGCUCAAGGAGGAAAGCUAUAAGCAGUCCCCGGACCAUCCAGAGGCACACCUGCAACGAGUGCGGCAAAACCUACGCCACGUCUUCCAACCUGAGCCGGCACAAACAGACACACCGCUCGCUGGACAGCAAGCUGGCAAAGAAAUGUCCGACCUGCGGGAAGGUGUACGUGUCCAUGCCCGCCAUGGCCAUGCACCUGCUCACUCACGACCUCAAGCACAAGUGUGACGUGUGCGGGAAGGCGUUCAGUCGGCCCUGGCUCUUGCAGGGCCACAUGCGCUCUCACACGGGCGAGAAGCCGUUCGGAUGCGCCCACUGCGGCAAGGCCUUCGCCGACCGCUCGAACCUGCGCGCGCACAUGCAGACCCACUCGGCCUUCAAACACUUCAAGUGUAAACGCUGCAACAAGACCUUCGCGCUCAAGAGUUACCUGAACAAGCACUACGAGUCAGCCUGCUUCAAAGGCCCCUUCUCCCCUCUAGGUCCCCUAGAUGCAUGACCCCCCUGCACAGAUGAAACAACGGACACAACUGCAGACAUGAAUUACCAUUAUCCUUACAAAAUGAACUGCAGACACAAACAAUCUAUUUUUGGUCAGAAUAUGACCUUGCUUUCCCUCCUCCCUCACUCCUCUUCCCCCCCCGGCGCCUCGCUUUCCCUCGGAGCCUAUUCACGACGAUGAAGAUGAUGAAGAUAGCACAAUUUUUCUCUCCUUGAGAUUUUGCCCACUUAAGGAUUUAACUGAUCUACGCAUGCACUUCCUCAACGAAAAAAAACAAAAACAAAACAAACUCCUCUUCCUCUGUCUAUUCUGGACAGAGACAAUAAUACUAACAUGGCUUCCCUCUGGCAUCUAGAUACAGUACGGCACCAUAUAUUUUGGGACACCACUGAUGGUGGUGAUGAUGACGACAAAGACAAUUGUAAGCCUCCAGCUACUGAGUUCCUCCCUGCACUGAAAGGCAGUGAAAGAGUUUCUUCCGUCUGAUUUUGUUUUUUUGGGGGAAUAAUAGUAAUAAUAAUAUUAAUAUUAAUGAUAAUAAUAACGUUCUGCUGCACCAAGUGACCAUAUUCUCUCCACUAAUGAGGUAAAAAUACAAUUUAUUUAUUUAUGUAUUUAUGUAUUUAUUUAUUAUUUUACUUAUUUAUUUGAGCAUUUUUUUCCUUUUUUAUUUAUUGUGUGUUUAUACUUGAUUUGAUAACAAUGAGGCGAUGCCGUUAACCUAUCGGUUGCACUUUCAUUUCUGUAUAUGUACGUAGGAUAUUUGCCAACCUCUUUCUAUCACUACAGGCCAAAGCAUAUGUCACUUUUUUUAAGUACUAUUUUUUCCUAUUAUGUUGUUUACCUUUUUACUUAUCAACGUUUUUGCAUGCAAAAAAAAUUUGAAAAAAAAAAAAAAAAUGAAAUCUAUGCCAACAUCAUAAAAAGCUUAUGAUUUUUUGCCAAAAUCCUAUAGAUAGAACCUGAGGGCAAUAUUUUUUCUCUUGGAGCCUCCGUAGGACUCUUUAAAAAGCAAUAAUCACCUAAUGCAUGGUAUUUUAUGAUGAAGUUAUGAAGUAUUACCUACUACUGUAUAGCAGUUUAAAAAUCAGGUAUGUUUUACUUCACCUAUAGUCAUAAACAGAAGAAUACUAAUAUUACAGACAUCAGGGAACAUGCCAAUGUAGUGUUAGAGUAACGAAAAUAAAAGUCCUGUCUUUCCUCUCUUGUUAUGCACUGCCUGCCUCUUAGUGAGUAGAACUAAUGUAGGAUGUAGGCUAGAGAGGCUGGGAUCAGCUGCCUGCUGGGUGUGAGGCCUAUUGUAGGGUAGCUCUAACACCGACCGACCUGUGCUAGGCUAACUCCAGCAUGAAAUAAGACUGCUGAGACUUAGCAGGAGAGGCUAUUUUGGAUUAGGCCUCCAAACAUUUUACUCAUAUUGGAUCACUGGCCAUUCUUUGAGAGGUUCUGGGAUGUUUAAAGAUGAGUCGAGGAGACCUUUCAUACAUCACACAGCCAAAUACUGUAACAACAGACCUUUUAAUAGGCAUAACAGACCUAUCUUAUUUUUGUACGACGGAUAAUAAGAGGUGAAUACAGAAAUCAGAUUGGAAACUUUGUGCGAUGAGACGUGCAUCGAUCCAACAUGUUGGUCAGAACACAACUCUCGGUAUACUUUCAGUAGUUUGGUGCAUUGUUGAAGUUGGACCAAGGUCGGCUUUAAAUGCAAUGCAUUAUUCAACUACCCCUCCAGUGCACUUCCAAACCAUAAAGCGUGCAUUCUUAAACCACAGAAAAAAGCAUGCACUUUAGCUGGGUGGUCCAAUUGCAGCUUAACUUUCAGUCCAGAAGACGCAUUAGUCUGAGUCCUGAUUAUUCUGCAGUAGGCCCCAUUUAACCCUCCUGGGCCAAGCAUAGGCUAACUCUAUGAGUGAUAUACCUUCGAGGCAGGCUAACUCUAAUCAAACCCCGACCCGUCGAUGGUUCACCCUUUGAUUUCGGUGGCCAAUACCAGUGUUGCUGAACCCAGUUCUCUGCAGCUCAGAAACCUUUUCUGCAGAUUCACAGAGCUUCCUGAGAGACAGACAGAGGACACACAGAUCUGCGGAAAAAAACAUGAUGUGCUUAUUUAUAUGCCAUAUGUAUCCAUUGUAACCUUGCAUAGACACACUUGUGAGCACACAGUGCCUGCUGAUGAGCCGAUGGAGACACACAGAUAAUCGGAGUCUACAAGUACAAGUUUUCAACAAUUGAAAGGAAGAUGUGUUUAAUAUUCAGAUGCGAAUCUCUGUCAAAGGAAAUUUUGAUAAUUGCAGCUUCCUCGGGCAUGAGAUUACUCAAACAGAGACAGGGUCGGCUGAUAUCUAACAUCAUUUAGGGUUAAAGGGACAAAAGUAGAGUCUGAUAUGUGAACCCAUUACCUAAUUUCAUUCACAUCUCAGAGAUAAAGGUUUAGGACCUGAAUGACGUCAAAUCUGACAGCGUUCCGAAGUCAAAAAGUCAAAAUGAUGCAACAAUGACAGUCUUGGAGGAGAUGAUACAAUCUGUAAUUCAUUUACAGAGACGCUUUUUUUUCCCCUCCCAGAAAAUGUCGCUCACAAGUCAAUAAGAAAGAGGCAGUUCUUGUUGUGAGUGGAGCAAAUCAGUAUGUGAGUCAGCAAAUUGCAGGUCUUAUCUCUCCCCCUGAUGUGUGAACUAGAUUUGAGCUGCAAUUAUUUGAAUCGUAUUAGACGAUUAGUCACAGAGCUUCAACUUGUUAGGGCUUAAAUUUUUGUCUUUGUCUUUUUUUUAUCUGUGAUUUUUUUUUUUUUAAAGCCUCGGCCUGAAAAAACAGAGCUGAUAAAAACGUUAAAUGGAGUGCUUCACAACGCAAGGACUACACAAAUACAAAUUAAAAGCACAAGGAUGGUGAGAUGAGAGAGCACAUAUGCAAAGAAAAGAAAAAGCAUCGCCUUCGUAAUGUGUUUCUCGAUUCCGGUCGGAGACAUCGAUCCCUGGUAGCGAUAUAAAUAAGAAUAUGCUAUUAUCUCAACCACUGACUCCGGAGUGUUAUUUCUCAUUUCCAUCUAAAUGAGACCGAAAAAAAAAAGUAGUAACACAGUCCGUACCGUAGCAACUGAUCACAGUGUGACGGGUAUAAAAGUUGCUGAGGGAAACCACUGAGAGGAUCUCUGGCUGCGGCUGUGGUUUACGUAUCAAGAACUCUAUCGCUGUGUAUUAAAACUCACUGCGACUUUGCACUGGAGUCCGACUGUCUUCGGCGGGUUUUGAAGUCGUCGCGCCGCUGCUCAGUCGUUUUCAGAGGCAGAAAAGCCGAGUGUGUGCCGCCGUGUGCGUCUGUCUCUGGGUGAGCUCCUGGUCUGUUCUCUCUAAGCACUUCCAUCUAGUCAUCUCCACCUUAAAGAAAGUAGCACAAUGAAACUAACUAGAAUUCAGGUAGAGAAGAAUUAAAAAAAACCUUGUACUAGCUUGACCUCUCUUCUUUUUUUGUAUUUCCAAGUUAAAGAAUGAUGAUAACCUAAAUAAUCGUUUAUUGCAAGAGGGUUUGUAAAGAAUCCUUUGGAUUGAGACGUUUUUACUGCUGUAUAGCGAUAUCUGACACACCUUAUCUCAGGAGGUUUGGCUCUCUGCUGCAGAGAGAGGAUCUCCUGGGGUUUUUUUUGAGCCAGAAUUCAGACAAUGUAAGCACAAUGAACACAAAGCAUUUUGUGGCACUUCAUAAUAAAGAAUAAUCUUAACCAA